GGUUGUUGUUCAAAAAAGUUCCAGAGAGGAACAGUCCCAGCAGCGCUGCCUUCUACUACGCCUCUUCUCCAAGAAACAGAGGAGAGGAGAGGGGCGAAAGGCUUGAUCUUGACCGGCCGGCGUCCAUGGCGGCGGGGCGGCAGCAGCGGGUGGUGGUGAUGCGGCACGGGGACCGGCUGGACCACGCGGAGCCCAUGUGGCCGGCCAACAAGCCGCGGCCGUGGGACCCGCCGCUGACCGACGCCGGCGUCCUCCGGGCCUGGACCGUCGGCAAGCGCAUCCGGGCGCAGGCCGCCGCCGACGGCUACGCGCUCCACCGCGUCCUCGUCUCCCCCUUCCACCGCUGCCUCCAGACCGCCGCCCAGGCCGUCGCCGCGCUCUGCGCCGUCCCCGACGACGCCGCGCUCGCCGCCGUCCUCGACUCCAGCGCCAAUGUGCCCCUCGACACCUCCCGCGUCAAGGUGUCGAUCGAGUAUGGACUGUCUGAGAUGAUGAAUGUUGAAGCGAUGGGCGCUCUUGUCAGCCAGGUCGCGCCCAGUGUCGAGAAGUGGUUCCCUGACCAGGCAGAACUCGAAGCCAUCUUACCACCUGGAACCAUCGACCAUUCUACACAACCGCUCUUCCCAGAGGUACCCAAGUGGGGAGAAUCUGUGAGGGGGGCAAGGAUCAGAUACGCUAGUGUUAUCAAGGCUCUGGCCGACAAAUACCCCAACGAGAACCUACUCUUGGUAACACACGGGGAGGGCGUCGGUUCGUCGGUGGCGUGCUUCGGGGCGACGGGCAUGGAGGUCUACGAGGUGGAGUACUGCGCAUACGCCGUGCUUGAGAAGCAGCCUGGCGGUGUGGGUGGCGGUGAUGAGAGCGUGCUCAAGGUGGUGGCGGAUCGAAGCGGCCCGACCACGGGCAUACACUACCUGGUCACCUGAUGAACACAAUCAAGCAGCAUGAUGCCAUUGCUAUCGCCAUCAUCAUACCACUCCUCGAGCACUGCACGGUCACGGGGAGCUUUGAUUAGUUUAGUUUUGCAAUCUGUAUUUGUUUCCACAAGAUUUUAUGCUUGCUGUGUCAUCUUUAGAAAACUGUGGUCGGUUCGUCACGGAUAUUUUUUGUACUACCAAUCGGGGUAAUAAUUUGCUAAACUGCUUUUCUAA
This is a messenger RNA of Aegilops tauschii subsp. strangulata, 1151 nucleotides long. RefSeq lists its product as uncharacterized. Lineage: Eukaryota; Viridiplantae; Streptophyta; Magnoliopsida; Poales; Poaceae. The record is from RefSeq and is a predicted model, not a curated record.